UUUGAUCUUGACGCCAGGGCUCCCCCCGGGUUGGACGUGCAGUUGGUGUGUUCCUCUGGAAGCUCCUGGGUGAGCUGAGAGAGCAGGUUGGUACCUGCGGCCGGAGAGAUUUUGGGGGCAGCGUUGCGAGGUGAAUGGCCGUCUGCUGGGCCCCAAACGGCUUCCCUCAGCGCUGGUAGGAGCUCCAGAACAAAUAUGGAGGUGAAAGGUCCCUGCAGCAUCGCCACGUCAGGUGGUGCCCUGCUGGACGCCUCCUCUAAGCAGAGAGCCCACCUGAUCUCCGAGCUGUCAGAGAAGCAGCGAGACCUCCAGGAGUCGCUGAGACAGAAAGUCAAUGAGCUGCGGCGGCUGUGCCUGCAGGAGGCGGAACUGACGGGGCAGGUCCCCCCGGAGUACCCCUUGGAGUAUGGCGAGAGACCCCCAAUUGUGACAAAGAGACAGAGGGCAUUUCGAGUGAGCUCAUCCACUGUAACCAGAGCAGAGGAGGUACAGCUGGAGCGCUUGGAGAGGGACUUCUCUCUGCAGCUGCAGAUGGCAGAGGCGGCCCGGAAGCUGAGUCUGGCAGCUGAGCAGAGUGCGGAGCUGACAUUGGAGCAGCGCAGGAAGCGGCGGCUUGUGUAUCUGGAUGCACUGCGCAGACUGCAGGAAUUAGAGGAGCAGAGUAACAACCUGCGCAGGAAGCUGGGCUUGAGACCCACGCACAGAGUGCCACACAGUCUGCUGGAUGAGGCGUACCAAUCAGAAUGCAGCUCGUUGUCGGAGAGCGCCAGCCACGAUGAUGUUCUGUCGUCCGGAAUGCGUCCGUCUCCCCCGCGACUGUCUGAACAUUCCCGGGCUGUCUCCAGUAGUCCAGAGAGAAGGGUUGGAUGGAAGGCGUCGCCUGUAGAGCUGUACUGUGAGGUCCACAACCGGCGUAACUCCAUGGCCAGUGCAGCAAGUCCCAGUCGGUCGUUUCCUCGGAGUCUGUCCAGUCUAGAGGGCCGGAGUGUCCCCGCUACCCCUAUACUGAGUCGGAACGCCUGCAGCAGUUCUGCCAUAAGGUCAGACGGCUCCGGAUUAUCUCAGAGACAAUGGACUGGUAGUCAGGACUCUCAGGUGGGCUUCCCCAGCGAUCGCCCCAACGUCCAUUCGGCACGGAGUCGGCGCAGUAACAGCUCAGAAGCUUUAAUCGAGAGACCCCCUCCUACAGAGACCCAGGGAAAACCUUCCUUUAAAAGUUCUGAAGCCCUCAGCGAGCGCCCACAGCCUGGCACAGUGCCCUCUCACCACCAGCAACGAGGGGCGAGAUCUCCAGACCCCCGGACACCUAACGCCAAUCCUCGGCUUCCUUACGAAGACAUCCUGCUGGAUUAUUACAUGGAACGGCAGCAGCAGCAGCAGCAGCAGCUCGGGUGGGUGGAACCUGAUGGUCACUGGUGGGUGGAACCUGAGGCUCCGUGGUGGGCAGAUCCUGACGGCAGCAGCAGCCAUUACUCGCGACGGGAUGGCUAUUAUGAUGGGUAUCCAGGAAGUCCAGCAUUACGGAGCCGCGCUGAAACGCAGCAGCGCAGGAAUGUUUCCCGCAACAAGUCGUGUGGCCCCCAUUUGACUGAUACUUCCCAUUUCCAGCAACCUUGGCACACUGACUGCUUCCAACCACGCCCUUCUCCUCAGGUUUCCCAUCCGGGCCCACGUUCUCGGAGCCAACCACGGGCUCCGCCACCCGAGACGAUGGAGAGGCAUGCGCAUAAAGCUUUGGCUCUGGAGGGACUACGGGACUGGUAUCUUCGCAAUUCAGCAGCCCCUGCUGGCGUGCAAAGGGGCCCUAUCCCUCCUCACAUGCAAUAUCAGAGAUACUAUCGCCCCGGGUACCACGAUGGACACUAUCAGGCUGGAUCCCCCCUUCCACACUCCAUCAGUUUCACUGGGGCCCCAAUGCAUGGCAGACACUUUACAGAGUACGUUGACGAAGAAUUGUACAACCAGUCGACCGCGCUGAACCGGACGCAAGGACAGCGGUCGACGGAGGGCACGCCGCCCGGGACUUUAGUCUGACACUGGAACCCCGAUCCUGUAAGGGAUGCACCCGCACGAAGACCGAUCUUCCAAGGGAGAGAAACCCAAAAUCCUCCACCGACGGUUCUGCAGCAAUGAACCAGCGUGAGUGGAGCAGGACGCAGAAGGAUCCAGAGGCUCCGAUGUCCGUCCUUGCCUCUUGUGCAAUAAGUACCCCCUCGAAUUUGCGCAGAGAGAGAUUUGUUUUGCUGCAGGGGGACUGUUCCGUAUUUUUUCGCCAAGUAUGACGUGCCUCCCUGGCGGGGGUUGUAUUAUCUACAGGACUGUUCUAUGUCUCGCUCGGCUAUUACGUGUUCUGUACAGUCGCCGGCGCCCCUAUCCCGCAGUGAAGAACGAUUUCCCUACGGACACUUUAAUGAAGCCGCCGCUUAUCUCGCUAGGAGCCAUGACCUUCAAGAGGAUGUAGCAGAGCUCAGCGGGUGACUACUUGCUGCGACAGCGCUCCCAGACCCUCCCUACUGUAUAUCUGGCUAUUGCUGUCUUCACGCUGAAUCUUAGAAGAAGAGACACUGGAGAGAGAUGACUGGGCGGGCGGAGGUCUCGCCCCGGGAUGGACGGGGGGCCGAGCUGGACUCGCUGCCUCCGAUCAGUUUGGAUCAUCGCAAGAAAAAAUAUAUAUAAAUCGCCGGACGUUGUCAUAUCUUGUGGUUGCUUUUAACUGUUACUAACACUGAGUUGUGACUGGAUAACACUGUGCAAUAUGUACAAAGCGGACAUUUUAUCGGGUCCGUGGGGGCGGGACCUUAAUUUGUUAUUGGUUGGGACGAUUUAACAAUAAAUGAUGAAAUGAA
Messenger RNA from Bufo bufo (common toad), 2846 nucleotides. RefSeq names its product coiled-coil domain containing 120 (gene CCDC120). The record is from RefSeq and is a predicted model, not a curated record. NCBI's taxonomy places the organism in Eukaryota, Metazoa, Chordata, Amphibia, Anura, Bufonidae. Bases 196 to 2034 code for a protein of 612 amino acids. The transcript has 11 exons.